Entamoeba invadens IP1 is the source of this 2682-nucleotide messenger RNA. RefSeq lists its product as hypothetical. The transcript has a single exon. The record is from RefSeq and is a predicted model, not a curated record. The coding region runs from base 1 to 2682 and encodes 893 amino acids. Lineage: Eukaryota; Evosea; Mastigamoebida; Endamoebidae.
AUGAAAGCUUGGCUAUGGAAUGAAAUCUUUGGGAUGAAGACGCCUAUUGACGAGCAAAAACUUGUUUUUCUAUUAAAAAUUCUUAAAGAGGAAUGGGAUAGGUCAUCGAAUGGAACGGAUGUAGUUGCUAUUCCUGGUGCCGCGAUUAAGAGAUCAGCUUCUUCUCACGUUUUACUAACUCAACAAGAAAGAUCUUUGUCUCCCGACUUUAAAAUGUUCAUCGACGAAGACGGUGACUUAACAAAAACAGUCAUAGGAAGACCGCAAUCAAAGCAGUUGGUUCCGUUAGUCAUUGGGGAGUCCAAAAUUGAUAUUGUAGAAGUCUCUCAGAGUAAAGUCAGUGAAGAGCGAAAUAGAAUGAAUUCGCUGCGAACGGAUAUUGAAAAACGAGAUGAAAAAGCGCCACCAGACAUAUAUGUCGAGAUGUUGACCACCGACGAGAAAAUUGAAAAAGUCGAAAACAAAAAAGAUGCCAAUGAAAGUCAACUCACGCAAGAAUUUAAAGAACAAGAGAGAAGUAAAGGAAGUAAAGACAGUCAAGACAUCGCUGAAAAGAAAAAUUAUAAAAAGAAGGUCAAUAUCAACAUCGACAAAAAGCCCGACUUCUCUCCACUCAACAUUUCUUACUUGGAAGCACUCCCUUCGAAGAAAAAUACAGACAACUUUGACACUAAGAGAAGCGAUAAAAUCAUCGAAGUCGAAAUGCUCCCCACGAAGAACGAAAAAGUUGAAAAACUCGAAAACUUAUCGAACAGUAUGACAUUACGUGGGAGAAAUGAUAGCCGGUGUGGCGGAGGAGAACAAGUUGGAGAAUGCACAUGUGAUAAGUCAAGCACAAAAACUGUCGAAAGUUCACAAACACAAUGUCAACCAAGCACAAUCAGCCAAGUCGAGGCUAUGGGGUUGAAAGCGAGGAUCAACGAAUUGGAACGAAUGGUCGACGACCUUAGUCAGUCGCAAUCUGGGAAGAACAAUAGGAUGUCGAAAUCAGCACAAAUCUCGCCGACUGAUAAUUCACCGAAGAGUUCUCCUCGGUUAAGAGACCUUAAAACACACAAAGGCUCCGACGCAAACAAAAGCUUCUUAGGGUUUUCAUUUUGGAAAAAGAAAGAAGACAAGAAGUCACUUGCACGGUCGGUCUCAGCACGGAUUGUUGUUGAAAAGGAAGAAACCAAAAAGAUUUUAACACCACAAUUGACUAAAAGAGAGAGUUCAACCGAAUUGGAACAACCAACACAAAGCGAAUUUCCAAGUAUCGGAGUGGAGGAGUACAGACAAGAGGUCAUCCGACUGAACAAACAAAUCGUACAAAUGCAGAGAAAAAUGAAGCAGAAGGAUUCCGAACUUCAAGCACUGGUCGACGAACAAAAGAAUUUUUUCCCAAUGGUCAAUUUAAAAGAUGUUGAUUAUUUCAAUAACAAAAUUUCAACUGAAUUUGUCGAGACGGUGUUGAGCUGUUUAUCGAACAAACCAAUUGACGUUCAACAAAAGUACAUUGGGCACUUGAAUGACUGUGUUGAAGUGAAAUUGGCUGUUCCAGACAGCGUGUCCACUGAACGGAAAACAAAAGAAUUUCAUUAUACCAGCCCGAGUGUGCGGCCAAAGAUUCAACGUGUGGCUUCGACGAUGUGUUUGACGAGAAGCGAAGUGCCAGUCACACAAAGAGAUAUGUAUCAAUGUCUCUGCCAGACAUUCCAAUUGCAACAAGAAGACUAUUAUCACAUGUUUCAAGUCAUAUCGUACUUGUACUUUGCGCCAUUCAGACAACAAUCGAAUGUGCGAAUCAUCAACAAAUUGGACCAAACUUUUCCAGAAAUGAUGAUGAUUGAGAGAACAUUAGUGCGCAAUUUGAAGAAAGGUUUUGUCGAUGCGUUGAGUGAAUAUGCGAUGAAGCUCAAAUUAUACAUUCCAUUUGUGUUGCUGAAAGAUAAAAUACUCUUCGAGUGUUCGAGUGAAAUCAACACCAUCGAAUUCAAGUCGACUUACAACGAAAGGAUGAGCGAAUUCAAAAAGAAGUAUGGUGGAACACUGACAAUUCCAGAGUUUACUGUGUGUGUUAAUCGUAUAUCUUCGCGAAUUACAGAGAUGGCCAGAUUCGUGCAAGACAUCAUGCGACACAUUCCAAUGAACGACGCCGAAUAUACAAAAGUGUUGGACAUUGUCACAAUCACGCUACAAACAGACGAGGAGUUGAAAGAUGCCAUUGUAGAAUACCUCGAGCUCGAAGAUGUCAAAAAUGUCGAGCAGAAAUUUUUAACGACAUCAACGCGCAUAUGCGAUGGAAAACGCCGCGUAAAGUAUUUUGGAGGGAUGAAGUUGGUGACCCCUGGCGAGGUUGGGAAGGAUUGGAAGAUGUGUCUCUUGUUCACCGACGUGAUGAUUGUCGCGCGGCCGUUUGUGUUUGGCAAGAAAAGUACACGUGACCGUGAGAAUUUGCUCCGAUUUGAGAAUUCGCCGCGCGGUCGCGAUGUCUCCGAGUUGAACGAAUACCGUUUUAAUGAAGAGUAUCGUAUCCCAAUACGGUCGCCAGUGAAUGUGAUGAACAUCAUUGACACUGAUAGUGUACACAAUGCUUUUAUGUUUGGGUGCUUAGGGGUGAGGAAGAAUUGCAUGUGUGUUUCAACGCGGGAGCGGGACAACUGGGUCCAGGCAAUAGUUCAAAUCAACGAAGACACUCAAUAA